This is a messenger RNA of Funneliformis caledonium, 402 nucleotides long. The record is from the annotation of a GenBank genome assembly. NCBI's taxonomy places the organism in Eukaryota, Fungi, Glomeromycota, Glomeromycetes, Glomerales, Glomeraceae.
AUGCAGCAUAUUUCGUCUGUAGAAAAAGGAAGAAAGCUGGAAGAAAGAGUUGUUAGAGUAUUGAGAAGUGUGAACAUUGAGUGCGAGAGAAUAGGAGGACCAGGAGACGGAGGAAUAGAUGUUAUCGGACGAAUAGUCGAUACACCGUUUAUCAUCCAGUGUAAGAACUGGCACAGAAAUAUAGGACCUUCCGUUGUUCGAGAAAUUGAAGGGGUACUUACUAGAUACCCAAAUACAAUCGCCGUUAUAGUGGCUUCUUCAAAAAAUAAUUUUUACCCUGCAGCAAUAGAAACCGCAAAAUCGUCUGUGUUUAAUAUAAUACUUACGGAUCCAACAAGCAUAUGUGAAGAUCUCAUAUCCAUCGUUGAAAUUCAUUGGAAAUUUAUGGAUCAUGGGACAUAA